Molecule: messenger RNA, 1392 nt
Organism: Schizosaccharomyces octosporus yFS286
Lineage: Eukaryota; Fungi; Ascomycota; Schizosaccharomycetes; Schizosaccharomycetales; Schizosaccharomycetaceae
Product: purine nucleoside phosphorylase
Exons: 1
Coding region: 165-1124 (319 amino acids)
Biological process (GO): nucleoside metabolic process
Cellular component (GO): cytoplasm
Molecular function (GO): purine-nucleoside phosphorylase activity
Source: RefSeq, a predicted model, not a curated record
UUUUUCUUAUUGCCUCAUUUCUUUAUUCUUCUUUGCGACACUUACACCAAAACAUUUUUGAGAUUGCCUUCAUUCCGUUUGUUUCUCUUUUUUUUAGUAUUUUAUUUCUUUUAUUAUUAGAAUUACAGAAAAAGUGUACUAAUUUUAUUCAAUUCAAAAAAGUCAUGACCCACAAAGCUGAUAUCCAAACUACUUCUACUGUUCAUCCCGUUGUGCCGCCUCAUAGCCCUAUUUACAUCAAAGCCAUGGAAGCCAGAAGCUAUAUUAUCGGUCAACUCCCAGAAGAAUUGAGCAAACCACGUCUCGCAAUCAUCUGUGGUAGUGGUUUAGGCACUUUGGCAGCUGAUUUAUCGGAGCCCAAAUACGAAAUUGCUUAUCAUGAUAUACCUCACUUUCACGUCUCUCGCGUCGCUGGACAUGCCUCCAAAUUAAUUUUUGCUUACAUGGGUGAAAAUCGCAUACCUACAAUGAUAUUGUGUGGACGCUAUCACUCAUAUGAAGGAUACACUAUGGAGGUCGCUACUUUUCCUGUGCGUGUUAUGAAGGUUAUGGGAGUUGAAACAAUGAUUGUCACUAAUGCCUGUGGUGGUAUCAAUCAAAAUUUCAAUGUUGGCGAUUUAAUGAUUUUGAAGGACCAUAUUGAUUUCCCUGGCCUUGCUGGAAACCACUCACUGAAAGGACCCAAUCCUGAUGAGUUUGGUACUCGAUUUCCCGCCCUUUCGGACGCCUAUGAUCUCCGUCUUCGCAAACUUGUUUACGAUGCCGUCAAGACUCAUUCUAUUGAACGUCCUAUCCACGAAGGUACCUACUGCUUCGUCUCCGGCCCGAGCUUCGAAACCCGUGCAGAGUGCCGUAUGCUCUCUAUGCUGGGCGCUGAUGCUGUUGGCAUGUCUACAGUUCCAGAAGUGAUUGUAGCUCGUCAUUGCGGUAUCCAUGUAUUAGCGAUCUCUCUCAUUACUAACAAAGCUGUGAUACAAGAAAGUCCGUCCGCCAAAGACGCCGUGGAUACUAGCUCCGAAAUUAUGUCAAAGGGUGCUGCUAAUCAUCUUGAAGUUUUGGAAGUUGGCAUUGCCGCCGCGAACGAUAUUCGAAAAAUUGUUGAAACUCUCGUUGAUGAUCUUUAAAUCAUCGGAAUUGUUCAAUUCAGUCCGUACUUUAUUAAUUCUGAAACUUGUCGCUAUUUUAUUUGCAACAUGUUUCAUAUCUUCAAGUUAUGCUUGGUAGUAUUGUAAUAUUUAAUGUCUCCCUUUGCUCAUUAUCCAUGACCUUCUUUCUUUGGAUUCUUCCAUAGCUAUAGGGAUCUUGUUUUUAUAGCUUUUUUAUGGUCCAUCUGAAAUAAGUCUUUUCUUUGUUGCUUUCAAUAGAGAAUAAAAUCCGUUCUAUUUUCCUCAA